Eucalyptus grandis is the source of this 967-nucleotide messenger RNA. RefSeq lists its product as uncharacterized. The record is from RefSeq and is a predicted model, not a curated record. Gene Ontology annotation, cellular component: endoplasmic reticulum membrane; endoplasmic reticulum. The transcript has a single exon. Lineage: Eukaryota; Viridiplantae; Streptophyta; Magnoliopsida; Myrtales; Myrtaceae. The coding region runs from base 145 to 540 and encodes 131 amino acids. Gene Ontology annotation, biological process: intracellular protein transport; endoplasmic reticulum to Golgi vesicle-mediated transport.
ACCCUCCCUCAAAAGGUCUCCUUCGUCAAGAAGAAAAGCACCACCCUAACAGAUCGACAUAAAACCCCCAUAAGCAAAAGCCCAAAUCUGCAGAGCUCAGAUCUCCAAAUCCUUUCCUUCCCUCGGAAAAACCCUCGCGCGCAGAUGGCUCUGGAGUGGGUGGUCCUCGGGUACGCCGCCGGCGCGGAGGCGAUCAUGGUGCUGCUGCUGACGCUCCCGGGGCUCGACGGCCUCCGGCGGGGGCUCGUCGCCGUGACGCGGAACCUGCUGAAGCCGUUCCUGUCGGUGGUGCCGUUCUGCCUCUUCCUGCUGAUGGACAUCUACUGGAAGUACGAGACCCGGCCCAGCUGCGAGCACGACGCCUCCUGCACCCCGUCGGAGCACCUCCGCCACCAGAAGUCCGUCAUGAAGAGCCAGCGCAACGCCCUCCUCAUCGCCGCCGCCCUCGUCUUCUACUGGCUCCUCUACUCCGUCACCCACCUCGUCGUCCGCAUCGAGCAGCUCAGCCAGCGGCUCGAGCGGCUCAAGGCCCGCGAUUGAUCCCGCCGGCGCCCCGCCCCGCCCCCGCGAGAUGAGUUGAUUUUCCUCAAGAUGGCGUUCCUAGUUUUAUCCGUCGUUUUUUUUUUUUUUUUUUUUUUUUUCCGAUUUUGCUGUCUGAAUACUCUCGAUGAUGUUCGAAUAUUUUCUGGAAUGAUCUCCCGACAUGGAAUCUGAAUAUAAUGUCUGUUGGCGUUUCAUCUGUGUGGAGAUCUUGUAGUGUUGUGGCUAGCUUUCGGUUCGUUGUGUUGGUUAUUGUGGGAUUUGAAGAUGAAGGUGGAGGUAACCUGAGGGUUGGAUUUGGUAACAUCGUCGAUUAGUGUCGGGCGAGGGGGUUGCAUUGACUUGCAGAUUCAUUGUGUGAGUUUCUGGGGUGGUUCGAUUGAAGUGUUAUUGAUGCCUAGGGUUUAUCAGAUCCGGUUUGAGAGGA